GCAGAGCAGAAUCUGGAAGGAGUGGGCAGAAGAAUGGACGAGUUUCGCAGUGAGCUGUGCAGUGGGAUUGGAGGCAUGAAGUACGGCGACCCACGUGAUAGUGGGAAAGGAAUUAUCCUCAGCCGUCGUCAGAAGAAGAAGCUCGCUCGUCAACGUAGGGAAAAUCAAGAUCAAGAUGGCAUCCCAGCAAACAACAUGAGCAAGAGCGGAGCCAAGGGUUUACGGUCAGUCGAUUCUGGACACGGGAAAAUAAAUGGACAAAUUAUCACCAGUGCCCCCGCACUACGCCUGCAUUCCGAGAUGAACAUAACGAACAGAAUCCUUUCGAUAUUUCUCAGUCCAUAUAUCUUAAGUUCAAAUCAGCUUCUACAGCUAGGCUACCCGGUCGAGAGUCGCGUACAUCCUGGGAAAGCAGUUAUCUACAAAGACCCUACUGUUUACGCACUCUUCCAACGGGGCACAACUUCCUCACGAUUAAACGUCAAUGCUACUGAAUUCGUUCCUUUACGGCGGAUGGAAAAUUGCCAACAGGAAUCCCAUGCCAUCACAACAACAAGAAAGACAUCAAAUAUCAUGGAAAACGAACAUCGGCUAUUAGAGAAAGCAGUAAGUGAAACUGAAGGCAAUCAGAACAGUGAUACGUUUAGUGCUAACCGUGGUGUCGCUGCAUUUCCCUGUGAUAAGAAACUCAGCUACGAACGCUACGAAGGAGGGCGGUGUGAAGGUACUAGAAGACCUAGCGGAGACAGGAGUGACAGGAGUGUGAAAUUUCAAGGCGUGACGGAAGUGGAGGACAGUAAAUCACCAAACGGUACCCUGAAGAGCGAGGGCGAAGAUCAACAGUUGAGUGAUAUUAGUGAGAAGAAGUGUGUCCGCUGUGGUCGUGGAUUCUGUUUAACAAUGGAGGGGAAAUACGCGACUCAAGAAAAGUGUAUUCAUCAUUGGGGCAAGAUAGAGAACGCAGUGGCACCCCAGUUGCCCCAGCCCCACAAGGUCGGUGUCGUGGGUCCUGUGAGAACAAUAAGACGUUACAGUUGCUGUGGAGGUAAACCAAAUUCAGGUGGGUGUAGUGUGGGACAACUACAUGUGUGGAAUGGCUUCGGCCCCGGAGUGAACGACUCACUUGAUGGUUAUGUUCAAACUCGUGUUCGUAAGACAUUUCCACCUGAUGGGAAUUUUGGUAUCUAUGCAGUAGACUGUGAGAUGUGUUACACAGCACAUGGCACUGAAAUAAUUAGAGUGACUGUGGUGGCGUCCGAUGGUCAUCUCGUGUACGACAGGUUGGUGAAGCCAGAGAGCGACGUUAUAGAUUAUAACACGAGGUUUUCAGGAAUCACGGCACAUGAUCUCAAUGAGAAUGCCACAAAAUCAUUACGGGAUGUCCAGAACGAUUUAAUGGGCUUCAUAAAUGCAGACACUAUACUUGUGGGUCAUGGAUUAGAGAAUGACCUUCGUGCCCUGCGCAUUAUCCACGGCAGGGUCGUCGAUACAUCUGUAAUAUUUCCUCACUCUAAUGGUCUUCCAUAUCGUCGGUCCCUGAAGACACUCGUAAGCGAGUUCUUGCAGAGAGAUAUUCAGCAGGAUUCAUCUGGACACUGCAGUUUUGAGGAUGCAAGGGCCUGCAUGGAACUGAUGUUGUGGAGGAUCAGAACAGAUUUUAACUGCAUUUUUCAAAGUGGUGUACAAAAUUUUUUGCAGUUGCAGAAUAAAUUUGCAUGUAUAUGCUUUUAACAGA
Cryptotermes secundus is the source of this 1735-nucleotide messenger RNA. RefSeq lists its product as uncharacterized. The transcript has a single exon. Gene Ontology annotation, cellular component: nucleus. Gene Ontology annotation, molecular function: nucleic acid binding; exonuclease activity. Bases 34 to 1731 code for a protein of 565 amino acids. NCBI's taxonomy places the organism in Eukaryota, Metazoa, Arthropoda, Insecta, Blattodea, Kalotermitidae. The record is from RefSeq and is a predicted model, not a curated record.